UUUCUAGAUUUUCAUUAAUUUCAGGUUCAAAAUGGCCUCGAGUAGUUCAUUUCUUUUCUCAUUCAGACACCUUAAUCUAAUAGUCAGAAACCAACACAAUAUUAUUUCCCGACCCAUAUUUACUUUUGGAACUCGGAGUUCUCAAACCUUAAAUGUUCCUGGUUCCUACAGAUGUUUUAGUUUACUCAUCAAACCUAACCAGGUUCCACGUUUUUCUAUUCUCUCCCAAGGGGUUCACACCGAAAAAGGAGAGAAAAGUAAACUUUCCCUAGCCGACGAGAUUCUCUCCGCUAGGGUUGCAGAAACCAAGAAAUCUGAAGAGAAGAGCGAAGGGAAACCCCAAGAACCUAUGCCGAGAUGGCAAAAGUAUGGAUAUAUCUUCCUCGGAGUAUUGAUGGGCGGUAGUCUAAUCGGUAAUGCGGUUUUAUUCUCUCUCCCUGAUCAGGAUGAACACGGUAAUAAUGUUGAGGACGAGUUUUCAAACCUCACCUUCCCCUCCCAGUACUAUCAUAGACUCAAGAACAAGAUCUUCACCACCAAGAAGUUAAUAGAGGAACCGUUUAGUGAUAAAUUGCUCCCUGAUCCACUGGAACCUCCAUACUAUCAACCAAAAUACACAAUUGUUUUAGAACUAACCGGCCUGUUGGUUCACUCAACCUGGUCUCAUAAACACGGAUGGAGGUUUCAGAAAAGACCAGGACUUGACAUGUUCCUAUCUCAGAUAGGAUAUCCCAACUUCGAGGUGGUUGUCUGGACUGUGGAGAACAGUAUGACCUUCUACCCAAUAAUACUUGGCAUGGAUCCCCAGCAGCAGUACAUUAUGUACAAGUUGUACAGAGACGCGACUAGAUACGUGAACGGUGUACAUCUUAAAGAUCUCUCUAGUCUUAACAGAGAUCUGAGGAAGGUUAUUGUUAUAGACUGGAACAAGGAUCAUGUUCAGUCGAACCCUGACAAUGCACUGAUCCUGGAGAAAUGGGACGGAGAUAACACGGACAGGAACCUGAUCGGUUUAGCUCAGCUGCUGCAUGAGAUCAAGGACAGUGGUCUAGAGGAUGUUAGGGACGUGUUGACCUACUACAGACAGUUUAAAGAUCCUAUUGCAGCCUUCAGGGAGAAUCAGCGAAAACUUGAAGAAGAAUUAAGGUUGGAAGAAGAGAGAAAACUUAAGGAGAAAGAAACUUCAAGAUUUUCAUCGUUUCCUGGAAUUUCAGCAUUUUCGAAAUUCCGCCGAUAAAUUGUUAAAGAGAGUAGAAAUAAUUUCGAGUAAUCGCAGCGAGGAAUGUUUAUCUCCGAUAUUCGGUGGUGAACUGUACAAGGUCUGCGGAAUGAUGAAAAUAUUGGUUUGGCGCCAAAUUAAACUAUUGAAUAUUUCUUGAUUUCAGAA
Messenger RNA from Eurytemora carolleeae, 1387 nucleotides. RefSeq names its product mitochondrial import inner membrane translocase subunit TIM50-C. NCBI's taxonomy places the organism in Eukaryota, Metazoa, Arthropoda, Copepoda, Calanoida, Temoridae. The record is from RefSeq and is a predicted model, not a curated record. The coding region runs from base 32 to 1237 and encodes 401 amino acids. Gene Ontology annotation, molecular function: phosphoprotein phosphatase activity. The transcript has 5 exons.